Cololabis saira (Pacific saury) is the source of this 2063-nucleotide messenger RNA. RefSeq names its product coagulation factor II (thrombin) (gene f2). Gene Ontology annotation, molecular function: serine-type endopeptidase activity; calcium ion binding. NCBI's taxonomy places the organism in Eukaryota, Metazoa, Chordata, Actinopteri, Beloniformes, Belonidae. Gene Ontology annotation, cellular component: extracellular region. The transcript has 15 exons. The record is from RefSeq and is a predicted model, not a curated record. Bases 91 to 1956 code for a protein of 621 amino acids. Gene Ontology annotation, biological process: positive regulation of blood coagulation; platelet activation; proteolysis.
GACUCGCAGAAGCUGCUGGAGACGACGGACCUGGUUCUGGUUCUGAGGAGGUUCUGGUUCUGGUUCUGAAGGUUCUGCUGGACUUGGAUCAUGUUGGACCCGAAUCCCGGAUUAUCUGCAGUUCUGCUGCUGCUGGUUCUGCACGGCUGCACCGCCCAACACGUUUUCCUGAAUGGCCAGCAGGCGGCGGAGGUUCUGGUCCGGAACCGACGAGCCAAUCAGAUGUUUGAGGAGCUGAAACCUGGAAACCUGGAGAGAGAAUGUCUGGAGGAAAUCUGCGAUCACGAAGAAGCUCGGGAGGUGUUUGAGAACCCCGAUAAGACGGAAAACUUCUGGGGGAAAUAUCUGGACUGUAAAGGCGACGUGUUGGAAAGAACAACAGCGACCAUCGGCUCCGUCAGAAUGUGCAUCGAAGGUCACUGCAUCUCCGGUAACGGACAGACCUACCGAGGCGACAUCAACAUCACACGCUUAGGCAGAACCUGCCAGCGCUGGAGCGGCAGCUUCCCUCAUCCCAUCUUCAGGGAGUUCAACGUUUCGGAACCCGGCAGCAUCCUGGAGGAGAACUUCUGCAGGAACCCUGACAACGACCCCAAAGGGCCGUGGUGUUUCACCACCGACCCGGAAGUCAAGAAAGACACGUGCCAUGUACCAAUAUGUGGCCAGGACUUUGUCCCUUCCACCGCGGCCCCGACCCAGUCUCUUGUCCGAAGCACCGAGUGUUUUCCCAACGUGGGCAUCGACUACGUGGGCGGCCUGAGCGUCACCCUGGGCGGCCACACCUGCCUGCCCUGGUCCUCGUCGCUAACGCUCGCCCGGAGGAAGGACAAGGAGUUCAUCCCGGAGGUCGCGCUGCCAGGAAACAAGUGCCGGAACCCGGACGGCGACCCAGAGGGGCCGUGGUGCUACGUGAACGUCCACGGAAACAUCACCGUGGACUACUGCGACCUGCAGCUGUGUGACGAUUCUCUGGCCGGAGGAUACGAGGAGCAGACGGAGGUCAAGGGAAUGGAACGUUCCGUCUUAACUCCAGCCAAGAAACGCUUCUUCAAUCCUCGCACCUUCGGAGACGGAGAAGACGACUGCGGGCUGCGUCCACUUUUUGAAAAGGCGGGAAAGAAGGACGAGAAGGAGAACGAGCUGCUGGCGUCGUACACGGCACAGAAACGCGUCGUUGGAGGCGACGACGCCGAGGUGGCCUCGGCGCCAUGGCAGGUGAUGCUGUACAAGCGCAGCCCCCAGGAGCUGCUAUGCGGCGCUAGCCUGAUUAGCGACCAGUGGAUCCUGACGGCGGCUCAUUGUAUCCUGUACCCGCCCUGGAACAAGAACUUCACGUCCAACGACAUCCUGGUCCGGCUGGGGAAGCACAACCGAGCCAGGUUCGAGCGAGGGACGGAGAAGAUCGUGGCGAUCGACGACAUCAUCGUCCACCCCAAAUACAACUGGAGGGAGAACCUGAACCGAGACAUCGCGCUGCUGCACCUGAGACGGCCGGUCGUCUUCACCGACGAGAUCCAUCCCAUCUGCCUGCCCAGCAAGAAGGUGGCCCGGGCUCUGAUGUCGGAGGGCUUCAAGGGCCGGGUCACCGGCUGGGGGAACCUGAAGGAGACGUGGAACCCGUCGUCCAGGAACCUUCCCACCGUCCUGCAGCAGAUCCACCUGCCCAUCGUGGAGCAGGACGUCUGCGUCAGGUCCACGUCCGUCAGGAUCACCGACAACAUGUUCUGCGCCGGUUUCAAACCCACAGAUAAAGAACGUGGCGACGCCUGCGAGGGCGACAGUGGAGGACCGUUCGUGAUGAAGUACCCCCUGGAGAACCGCUGGUACCAGAUCGGGAUCGUGUCGUGGGGCGAGGGCUGCGACCGCGACGGGAAGUACGGCUUCUACACGCACCUGUUCCGGAUGGGAAGGUGGAUGAGGAAGGUGAUCGAGAGGGUGGGCGGGGACGACGACUAGCCCCGCCCCCACCGAGGCUAGCCCCGCCCACAGGGCGGAUAGCCCCACCCACUUCCUGUCCACCUGUAAACAACAUGAUGCUAAUAAAGUUUGUGUUCAUAACUGCU